This is a messenger RNA of Lethenteron reissneri (Far Eastern brook lamprey), 9231 nucleotides long. Its product is annotated as cAMP-specific 3',5'-cyclic phosphodiesterase 4B-like. Gene Ontology annotation, molecular function: 3',5'-cyclic-nucleotide phosphodiesterase activity. Lineage: Eukaryota; Metazoa; Chordata; Hyperoartia; Petromyzontiformes; Petromyzontidae. The record is from RefSeq and is a predicted model, not a curated record. Gene Ontology annotation, biological process: signal transduction.
CCACCUACUCCCCCACGCACUCGACUCCCUGCUGCUCCCCACGCACCCUGCCCACCAUGGAGGGUCGCCCCGCCACGCUGCCCAUCAUCGUCCUGGAGCCGGCCGCGGCAGUGGGAGGCUCCGACCCCGCCGCCGCCGCCAAGGCGCCCAAGCACCUGUGGCGGCAGGCGGCGCGCGUGCCCAUGCGCGUCACCCGGCGCGGCAACUCGGACACGGGGCCCGAACGGGGCCCGCGCCGCGUGCCCAUGGAGCGCGGCCUCGCCGUGGAGGGCCUCCCGGGCAGCGGCGGCGGCGGGGGGCCCGCGCGCCCGGGACUCGCCGGGGCGCGCAAGUCGUGGCCCUCGUCUCUGCAGUGCCCCCCGCUCACCAGAUUCGCCACAGAGGAAUCGGUGACACCAGGUGACCUGGGAGGGUCCACGACUUCACUCUCCUUCUCUCACCACCACCAUUUCGACGUGGAGAAUGGCGUGUCGGGAGGCCGCAGCCCUCUGGACGCGCAGGCGAGCCCAGGCUCGGGCCUGGUGCUGCACUCGGCGAUGCCGCACGGCGCGCGGCGCGAGAGCUUCCUCUACCGCUCCGACAGCGACUACGAGCUCUCGCCCAAGUCGGUGUCGCGCAACUCCUCCAUCGCCAGCGACGUGCAUGGCGACGAUCUCAUCGUCACCCCGUUUGCCCAGGUGCUGGCCAGCCUGCGCAGCGUCCGCAACAACUUCUCGGCCCUCACAAACCUGCAGGGAGCACCCAGCCGCCGGUCUCCAGCUGGGAAUCAGACCUCCUAUCCCCGAGCAGCCCCUUCCGAUGAGGGCUACCAGAAGCUGGCGUUGGAGACGAUGGAGGAGCUCGACUGGUGCCUGGACCAGCUGGAGGCCGUGCAGACGCACCGCUCUGUCAGCGAGAUGGCCUCCAACAAGUUCAAGCGAAUGCUGAACCGGGAGCUGAGUCACCUGUCGGAGAUGAGUCGCUCGGGGAACCAGGUCUCCGAGUUCAUAUCCAGCACCUUUAUGGACAAGCAGCACGACAUGGAGGUGCCCUCAGCCGGUCACAAGGAGAAGGAGCGCCAGCGGCGCCCCCUCGCGUCGGGGGGCGGCGUGGCGAUGGUGGGGGGGGCGGCCCCCGCCGUGCCGUCGCAGCUCGCGGCCGGCGUGUCGCACAUCAGCGGGGUGCAGCGCUUGCUGCACGGCGCUGCGCUGCUGCAGAGGGCGAGCAUCCCGCGUUACGGGGUGCCCACCCAGCACGAGGAGCUGCUCGCCAAGGAGCUGGAGGACAUCAACAAAUGGGGCAUCAACAUCUUCCGCAUCGCCGAGCUGUCCAACAACCGGCCACUCACCGUGCUCAUGUACACCAUUUUCCAGGAGCGAGAGCUGCUCAAGACGUUCCAGAUCCCGGCGGACACGUUCGUCACAUACAUGAUGACGCUGGAGGACCACUACCAUGCCGGCGUGGCCUACCACAACAGCCUGCACGCCGCCGACGUGGCGCAGUCCACGCACGUGCUGCUUGCGUCGCCCGCGCUCGACCAGGCUGUGUUCACGGACCUUGAGAUCCUGGCGGCCAUCUUCGCAAGCGCCAUUCACGAUGUCGACCACCCUGGCGUCUCCAACCAGUUCCUCAUCAGCACCAACUCGGAGCUGGCGCUGAUGUACAAUGACGAGUCGGUGCUGGAGAACCACCACCUGGCCGUGGGCUUCAAGCUGCUGCAGGAGGACAACUGCGACAUCUUCCAGAACCUGGGCAAGAAGCAGCGGCAGACGCUGCGCAAGAUGGUCAUCGACAUGGUCCUGGCCACGGACAUGUCGAAGCACAUGAAUCUUCUGGGCGACCUCAAAACAACCGUGGAGACGAAGAAGGUGACGUCUUCUGGUGUCCUGCUGCUCGACAAUUACACGGACCGUAUACAGGUGUUGCAGAAUAUGGUUCACUGUGCCGACCUAAGCAACCCCACGAAGCCCCUGGGUCUUUACCGCCAGUGGACGGAGCGCAUCAUGGAGGAGUUCUUCCAGCAGGGCGACCGGGAGCGCGAGCGCGGCAUCGACAUCAGCCCCAUGUGCGACCGCCACUCGGCCUCCGUGGAGAAGUCGCAGGUGGGCUUCAUCGACUACAUCGUGCACCCGCUAUGGGAGACGUGGGCCGACCUGGUGCAGCCUGACGCCCAGGAGAUGCUGGACACGCUAGAGGAGAACCGCGACUUCUACCAGAGCACCAUCCCCAGCAGCCCGUCGCCUCCGCCCGAUGAGGGCACGCCCACGCCGCACGGCCUGAGCCCCUCGCCGUCUCCCGGCUGCCACGGGGGAGACGCCGGCAGCGGCGGCGCCGACGUUGACGCCACCGAUGCCGGAUCCGCCAAUGCGCAUGGCGCGUCUGGCCUGCGCCCGCCCGAGUCGCAUUUCCACUUCGAGCUCACGCUGGAGGACGAGGCGGGGCCCGCGGCCAUGCGUUCCAAGGGCCCGUCGGCCUUCGACCCCGACGCCGGCCGACUGGUCGGCAGCGGUGUUGGCUGCUGCUGCCUGCAGAGCGGACGAAGGUGUCGCUACGGUGAUGGAGAGCACGGCUGCGGACACGAAAAUUGCCUUGCCCUGGUUCCCAGAGUGGAUGACAAUUACCGCGAUGAUAACGAAGAUGACGACGAUGACGACGACGACGAUGCACGGACGUUACGGGCGCAGGAUUCUGAGUCGCAUGACGUGGGAUUCGGGGAUUCGGACGAUGGGUCAUUUAACCACGGCUGAAAUCCGCAUGCGGCCCGAGCAACACAAGACUUUACGGAAAAAAUAAUAGUGAAAUUUUCUUUUUUUCCACGAGCUUUUCAUUUGCACUUUGGGAAAAAUGUUGCCCCCAGUGAAUGUUACGGAUAAAUUAAGACGAUACUCUGUCGUGGUGCAACUGCAAAACGCAUCGACGCAGGGGUACGGGGGGGGGGGGGGGGAGACGAGGCAACGGCACGGGGGAGUGGCGACCGCGCCGCUAUCCAAACGCUUCACCCUCACCGCACGGGAUGCAGCGCGGCCAUGGGGCGCCACACAGCAAUACGAGUCGAGCACCUCCCUAUCGGCGCUUGCCACCGACGCGGAACACGGAGCGCUCUGCUCGACUCCUUCCCACUCCCCCCCCCCCCCCCACCGGAACGACUCGCGUAAAAUGCUGGAUCUGCCUCCCGCCCCCGCCUUUCCCAUGGGCCUCCCUUCAAGCACCGCGUUUGCCUGGCGCAGCACGUUCACGCGGGUGGCAGCAGCGGAAAGCAUUUCUCGGCCUGACGCACGCGCACGGCCAACGGGCCGGGCGUCACCUCCGCAAAACCAGCCUCACCAGUUUUGGACUAGCGAGGAACCCCACUUGCAAUUUAGCCUAAACGGGAGCCCGCGGUGCCCAUCCGUGGGCUACUGCCGGCAUACUCUUCUGGCCUCUCCCGGGAUUGGCCCAACCGAUUUGAGGUACGGCAGACGGGUCCGAUCGAUGCAAGCGGCGCUUAACGGUCCGGAGAGUGUUUUACCGCUGCCCUCCACUUGCCUUGGCCUGGUCUUGCAGACCGCUAGCAAACGCUGACAUUGUACCUUUAAAAAAAAAGAAUCCAGCCUGAGGGAAGCAGCGCACAAAUCCGGCAGCAACACACACGGAGCCCCGUCAGCGGAGCGGAGGAGACGAAAAUCAAAAGAAGCGGAAACAUCGCCACACAACAAAAUAUUUCUGGGUGUUAGGUUUAUGAGAGCCAGGUGUUUGCGAGCACUCGUGUACCGAUAAAUACUCCUCUACUUGCACGAAUAACUGUCACAGUGAACGCACCUCAUAAUAACCCAGCCCCGGUGAGCGUGCAAAGUGAGUCGAUGACUAUAGAAGAGCAUAGAAUAUGGUAUAAUAAUAUUAAUAAGUUGCCUAACAUGUUAACCCUGCAGAAAUAUUUUGUUCGAUGGUAAAAUGUUUUAUCUUCCGUAACUUAAUCUCAUUUCAAUGAAGGAGAUGAACAGAGAAACUGUGAUUGCCUGAAUCUCAAGGUUAAAGGGUCACUGAGGGUUAAAGGUCACUUGAGGUCGUGGUGAACACGCCUCGUGACAUAUUUUCACGCGUUAGUUAUUUUCUAAUUAAUAUUUUUUAAUGUUAUUUUAAUGUUAAACGUAUAAUUUAAAUAAAGAUUUAAAUGCUGUUGUGUAUCGUAAAAAAACUCCAAAAAUGUACAUAGGGUACAUACAUAAAGUACUUAAUAGGGUAACAUGCACACACACAUAUAUAUAAAGAGACUAUAUAUGUAUUGUAUAGAUUAUCAUAGCGUGUAUCUACGGUACGAGUUAGCCUCUUGAGAGUGGACACAGUGAACCGUGCUGAUGUAGUCACUUUCCCAGUGCUUCCUGUUGUAGCUGUGGGUGCAUGCGAGGGCGUGUGCUGGGGGACCCUGCGAUUGGGUCGUCUCUGAGCUCUUUGGCCGACCACGGUGUAACUCUGAAGCGCGACGGUGGGGCUUGCGCAUGCUGAACGAACGCGGGGCAUGACGCGUAGCGACCGACCCGCACCCCAUUCCUGCGGCACGCUUUGCUUUCGUUCCUCCGCGGCCGGGUCGCAGUCCUGCCCCCAGGCCUGCUGCUCUUGUCCGCCUGGGCGGGUAAACCGGGCACGAGGAAGGUGAGGUCGUCUCAGCCAGGUCGUAGUGGUGGUGGUGGAAGUUGUGGCGAUGGUGCUCAUUGUGAUCUAGUCACUCGGAUGUAGGGAUGGUGAGUUGCACAGAGAUGGAGCCAUCACAUUGGUGGGCUCUGCAGGACAGUGCUUGCGGGCGCAGCACACCAAGUAAUUUGCUCGCUCACUGCUGUGCCAUUUGAUAUUUAAUCCGUCCUAACUAUUGGUUUCUUUGGGCCAUCUGGUUUGCUCCCACAUUCGAAAAGUGCUCGCAUAAACAAUUCACCAAGCAAUCCUAAACGAGUUCCCCGCUGAGAGCAAGUGUUAUUUCCGCGAAGGCUUUUCGGGGUCAAUGUAGAAACUGGUUAGGUACCAGCGCCUUGGCACUUAACAUUAAUGUCAUCAGCAAGAAACUGAGAUUAGAAUGAACAUCGGGGUCAUUUAAACAGUAUGUUUUGACUUGGAGCUUGUGAGUUGGAGCACCGUUUAAGUAGAGAAUUGAUGAUGCCGGGAGACAUCUCGGUGGGUAGCGCCACAGGGUCUCCUCGUCGGCUCAUCACCACCGCCGCCGCCAUAACCUCCCUCUGUGUGGCCCGUAGCAUCAGCGCCAUCCGGUGUUGGGGGGAAAAGUCAACAGGAGUUGUGCAAUAGUCAAUCUGGUCCCUUGGCGUAGGCUUGUGGAAUGCCCUCCACUGGCUCUGAGCUACCACAGGAGAUGAGCACGAACCUCCUUUGAACGCAAGGGCCCCGACUCGCAUUUAUUCCAGUUUGGUGAAAUAAUCGACGACGCCAGGGUCAUAGUCAUGUCGCAUUGGAAAUUGGCGAUACCAGAAGUAACAUUCUCCACGAGUCUCUGCACAAAUACCGACUCCGUCUGAAUGUUUGAAAAGUUAAGAAAACGUCCCGAAUUCCUGGCGUCUCACUGCACCACAUGGUGCGGGGAAGGCCACUCUCAACGUGCAGUACUUCAAGUGGACGUGGCGUGACAUGGUGAUUGGGUUGGCUCUGUGGCGCGAGUGGCUGCUGUUCUGAUGAUUUGAUUGUUAAUCUUGUGAGAGAUUUGCACAGGAGGCUGGGUCACUCUAAUAAUUGGCACUAAACCUGGGACCGGUGUUGUUUAAUUCAACCGAAAAUUAGAAAUCAGCUGCCAAAAUAAUGAUUCAUGGUUAUUUGGAUCAUGUUUCAACGCACAUCCACGUCACAGUUUAGGUUGUUCUGGUUGUGUUGAUCCGGUAGUGGUGGUGGUGGUGGAGGGUCUUAGGGCAGAUGUUUGACCAAACCAUCACCUCCGAACGAUCCUGUUCAUCGCAGGAUUGUAAAUCUUUAGCCCCGUGGUCGUGUAAAGAUUGAAUUCGACGCGACGUGAUCCCAAAGGGACGCGGGCGGCCUCGUGGUCACCAGAGGGCUGACCCCCAAACAUGCUGUCGGACGAUGUUCCAACGACUUAGGCCAAACAACCGUGGAGCGGUUGCCACCAUCUGGAAACAAACCGGGAGCCGAAAUGGAAGCAGUUCGGAACAAAAACAAACAAGAACUGUAGCUGACAACCCGGAAACUAAAUUUUAUGCAAAUCUCAACAAAUUCACUGGCACGAGGAACAAAAUAUCGGAGGGUUUAAAUGACGUUGGCGGAGAGAGUCGUCGGAGCGCACGACGCUGCCGUGUGGCGGCUCGGAGAAGCGGCUGUGCGGGUUCGCCGCAGGGCUUGUGGGAACGGAGUCGCACGUGGCCUCUGGAGCCGGCCUCCCCGGUGUGCAGCGCUCAGGGCAGGCGUCGCGGAAUUCAAGAGGCUGAUAGAGGGUACCGCUUACGAGAACGAGAUUGAGUCUUCCGUGGGCAGAACGCCCCCCCGCCCCCCCCCGUGCCGUUUGGCUGGGUGUUCGGUUACCGCGCGUGUAACUGUGGAGCGUGUCGGCGCUGGUUUGAGUAUCGGUGGUUGUGUAUGCAAGUGAGAGUUGAAAAGGUGAUUGCACGCGCGUGCGUACCUGUGGCGAUGGUGGUUUGUGUCUGGGGUGGUUUUGUCUGAGUUUUGGGUGUGUUGCCUGCGCGCACGUACGCGUGUGUGUAUUUGUUAGUGGGUGUGCAAGGGGUGAUACGAGAGCGCAGUGUUCUGUGCCGUGCUCCCAGUGACCCAGGUUCAUAAACUGCCCAUGCACAACAGCAGUGAUAAGUGAUCUCGGAACCUGGCCUCGGCCCCCCUUUUGUCAAGUCGGUCUGAAAUUAGUGGUGCAGUGUACCAUCAAACCGUGGGGAAACAAAGGCGGAGUAAUUAUUGUUGACCCCAUCAGUGCGCCCGCCGCCUUACAGCACUUCACCUACCACGUCUACCGGCGACACGGAGAGACCUGCGGUGUCAGCGCGAGUCUGUGUCAUGGGCUCCUCGUGUGCGUGCGAGACUGUGAGCUGCGUGUGGCUGCAGUUGUCGGUGUCCGUUUGGGUGUGCACACGUGAUUUGUGCAAGAGCGUUUUCAGUUCGUUUGCCUAUAUUCGUGUCCCAUCUGUUGCGUGCGUUUUUGUCUGUCUCUGCAAGUGCGUGCGUGUGUGCAUGUAUGCGUGCAUAAGUGUGCGUGUGCGCGUGAGUGUGCGCGAAUGUAUGUGUGCGAGCAUGUGCGUGCGUGUGUGAGUGCGUGUGUGUGCGAGUCCCCGUGCGUGCGCAGUCUGACGCCACCACCCCAGAGUCCUCAUGGCAGCGGCCACCACUUGGGGCAGAGUCCGAGAGCUGCGCGCGGAUGCCGUCCCGUGCGAGUCGAGCAAUUCGAGCGAGUUGUGCGCUGAGAGAUGGAAACGCCACAAUAACGAUUCGCCGCGUUUAACUUCCCCUUAGAGAAGUAGGAGACGCAACUCAGUCGGUUGGAAUGCACGGGGCUGUGUUUUUAUUUGAAUAAGUUGAGCAACGCGCCGUGUUCCCAAACGGAAUUGUAUCUACUGCAACGGCCCCCCCGGCACCGUGAACGACGCGAUGUACAGCGGCCUCUUCGCUGCGCCGCUCGUCGGACGGUGCUCAUCGUGCAGAGCUUUUGAUUCAGAACUCAUUUAUUGCAUCCUCAGUGCAUUUAUUAAAUGAUAAGGGCGGUUAGUUUACCCUGCUUGAGGAGAGGGACACGCGGUGUUUUGGCAGGACGCACACAUUUGCAUUGGCCUUCGAAAUGGUCUAAUGAGGGUAUAUUCCUGAUAACGGCACUUAAGAAAAUUACAGAUGCAUCUCUACCAACGUAAUUUCGCCAGAGGAGAACCUGCAGAGGUGUCUGCACGACGUGGCCGUGUAAUAACGGUGAUGUUUCAGAUCUUGGAUUUUGUCCGCGAUUGGUUACGGUGCCGCCACGGCUGCAGUUUGUGGCUGACGAUGUCAGAGGAUCGUCGAUGAUGUCAGUUCCACGGUGGACUUCGUGUUGAGACUCACCACUUCCUCUCUCUGUGCCCUGCGGUAGCGAAGCGGCCCGCUGCGAGAGAUCCAACAUCCGACUCGUUCCACGGUAGGGGUAACGGCACGCACAAGGUGCGCAGUGGCGCGCGUACGGCACAUAAGCUCCUCGGCCUUGGCUAGACCACGAGCGCAAAAUAACUGAGCACGUGGCCGUGUUAUCGUAUAGAGCCACCGACUCAAAAGAGUUGAGAAAAUGUGGCCAUCCCAAUGGGGGGGCAGUGAAACAGACGGGUUCCCCAUUGGGCUCCCAGGGCCAUAGGCCAGUAGGGAGCACUGGUCUCCAGUUGGAACGGCCACACAUGUUCUACGAGUCGGUGGUUCUAAAGGACAAGGUGGCCACCCGCUCAGUUCUUUUGAGCUGGUGGUCUGGAUAAGGCUGAUAGUUUUUUUGUACAUGCAUUGCUGAACACCUGCGUGUGUUGUUAAGUCUGCACUCACGUUCCUCUUGUAAUGGGGUUUCCCGUCAUAUUUAGAGGCUCUAAUUAAGUUGCGUGGCACACGGCAACUUGAGCUGGGAGGUGGGAGAAGCGUCUCACGUGGCCCUCUACAGUCCCCCCGCAGGGAGUGUCGCUGGCGUUUCAGAGACCGAAUCUGUGCCCGACACUUGCCGUCCGUGAGCACUCCGCUCCUCCGAUCGCGGUGCUCUCGAUGGGCUGACGGACAUGAAGGCCUGCCUCCAGCGAGAGGAAACGCCGCCACUCUCUCCUCUGCGAAAUAGCCGUUCGAAAAUCUGUCUCUCGCUCUCUCUCGCUGUCUCUCACUCUCUCUCUCACGCUGUCUCUCUCUGUCUCUCUCUCUGUCUCUCUCUCUGUCUCUCGCUCUCUCGCUGUCUCUCUCUCUGUCUCUGUCUCUCUCUCUGUCUAUCUCUCUGUCUCUCUCUUACAAUCGGCAAAGAGGGGGAAACUUGUCGGGAGCACACGACGUGUCGCCGCGCUCGCAGCCACGCAUAUGCCGUGCGCUCUUCAACCACGAGCCUUCGGCACGGCGCACGAGGAUGAUGGCGACGGCUCUAAAGUGUGAGGAAUGUUGCGUAAUGAUUGAGCAUGUCUAUGAGAAAUAUUAUUCAACAGCAAUGGAGUAUUUGAAUAAUUGACAAGUGUUUGUAUUCCAUCCGCAUAUUUAAAUAUGUUUUUACCAGCUCUGACCUGCGUACACUUUGCCUAUUGAUCCACUCGAGCUCUUUGAGAAUUUAUAAAAACCCUACGACAU